Molecule: messenger RNA, 770 nt
Organism: Bicyclus anynana (squinting bush brown)
Lineage: Eukaryota; Metazoa; Arthropoda; Insecta; Lepidoptera; Nymphalidae
Gene: CSN8
Product: COP9 signalosome complex subunit 8
Exons: 4
Coding region: 127-684 (185 amino acids)
Biological process (GO): protein deneddylation; COP9 signalosome assembly
Cellular component (GO): COP9 signalosome
Source: RefSeq, a predicted model, not a curated record
UCAACCUAUUUUUCACAAACAAACGUCAAAUAAAUAGAGUCAAAUAAAUAUUGCUGUUGUGUGUAAUUUUCAUAUUUGCUUUGCUAUUUAUAAUAAAUUAGUAUUUUAAAUAGCAAAUCAGCCAAUAUGAUAACAAAUUUUGAUAAGUUAUGUACGGAUUUAGAGAAACAAGAACUGGAGGCGCCGAACGGUGUUGCUUCGCCUUCUACAUAUGCACAAUUAUUAGCUAUUUAUUUGUAUCAAAAUGACUUAUGUAAUGCUAAAUUCUUAUGGAAAAGAAUACCACAAACUAUCACCAGCAGCAAUCCAGAGCUAACUGCUAUAUGGGCGGUGGGCCAAAAACUUUGGAAGAAGAAUCUCAGUGCCACAUACCACGCCCUCGCUGCGUACACAUGGACGGAGCCUGUAGCCAAUAUCAUCAGAGCUCUUGAAGAAAAAGUACGUGAAAGAGCCUUCAAUUUAAUUGGCCGUUCAUACAGCACUAUUUCAUUGGAUACUGUUGUAUCAAUGACUGGCCUGAGUUGUGAGGCAGUGCAGCAGAUAUGUAGAGAGCGCAAAUGGGAAGUGCAAGACGAUGGCGUCACCAUCAACCCUACACCACCCACUCAACCUGCACCAUUGCAUACAUCCAGUGAAGACCAGUUGUUCAAGCUUACAGAGUUUGUAUCAUUUCUGGAAAACUAAGUCAGUAUCUCAUUAUUAUAAAUAAUUUUAAGAUUUCAUUGAUAUGCCCAACUGGAGCAACCUAUAAUAAAGGUAAUUAAGUUAAA